AUGUCAUUGAUUGAAGGUAUUGGUGAUGAUUUUCUCUUUGUUUUUGGUUUCUUAAUUUUUAUUGGUAUUAUUACUCUUGCUUGGUUUUCAACUCGUGUUAAUCAUAUUCAUUUUCCUGCAACAUUAUUUAUUAUUGAACGACGUACACGUAGACGAAAUGAAGAAGAAGAAUCAGAAAGAACAAGUCCAACUCCUCCAUCUUCAAGAUUAACUCCAGCACAUGAACAAUCCGUGUCUCUCUCAUCUGGUAAUGAAACACAAACAGAACAUGAAUCUGAUAAUGAAUCCAGUGAAAUUGAUGAAUUUAAUUCUGAUCAAAUACCUAUAGUACCUGAAUUAAAACAACAAUCUAGCAAUACAAAUCCUAUAGAAACAAAUAAUCAUCAACAAACAACAUCCGAUGAAAGAGAAAAUCAAUCAUUAAAAAUAAUUAUUAAAUUUCUUAAUGAUACACGAAAAGAAAUAUCAGCUAAUCCAAAUGAUACAAUAUCAACAAUCAAACAAUUACAUUUUGCAAAUGAAUUAGCGACAAAUAAAAUGAUUCGUUUUAUAUAUCAAGGUCGUGAACUACAAGAUCGAGAAACUCUUCGUACAUAUAAUAUUCGUGAUGAAACAAUAAUACAUUGUCAAAUAAGUAUACGACGUGAUGAUUCAACAAAUCAAAGACCUGAUGGUACAUCAUCUGGAACACAUCGAAAUACAAAUAGAUUCGAUGCAUCACCAUUAAUUGAAUCACCACCUAUUAAUAUUUCAUCCUAUUUUGUUAUUUUAUUAAGUUUAAUUCUUGUAUUGAUCUGGUAUUUACGUAUUAAUUAUCGUGUUCUAUUUACACCUAUCUCAACUAUUUUUCUUAUUUUAAUAACAAUUAUAUUUGCUAUAUUUACAUGUGGGUCGUUAUUAACAACACGUCAACGAGUAUCAAAUACUAGUCAAACAACAAUCGCUAUAACACCAAUACAACAUGUUCAUCUUGAUUGA
Adineta steineri is the source of this 978-nucleotide messenger RNA. NCBI's taxonomy places the organism in Eukaryota, Metazoa, Rotifera, Eurotatoria, Adinetida, Adinetidae. The record is from the annotation of a GenBank genome assembly.